CCCUUCAGUGUCACUGUGAUCGCUGCAGCGCCAACUCCAGCUGCACGACAGAUGGCGUCUGCUUCGUGGCCGUCAGGAGGUCAGGUAGUCAGCUGAUUACGGAGGGACGCCAGUGUGUUCCUGAAGUUGAACUGAUUCCUCGUGACCGGCCCUUCAUCUGUGCUCCAUCUUCCAAGCUGGACACUGGUGUCUACCCGACCUGCUGCAACUGGGACUUCUGCAACAAGGAGCCAAACAUCGGCCCUCCGAGUAAAUGCAAACUCACACACCCCACCCCACCCACCAAAAGCACACCCCCAAUGGGCCCCGUGGCCCUUGCAGCUGUCAUUGCUUGCCCAGUAUGCGUGCUCUGCCUGCUGCUGGUCUUGGCAUUCUACAUUUGCCACCAUAGAGGUCUGGGGGCUGGAGGAGCUGGAGCCCUCCACCAUCGUGUGCCCAAUGAGGAGGACCCCUCCAUGGACCACCCCUUUAUCACUGUUGGAACAACGCUGAAAGACCUCAUCUACGACAUGACCACCUCAGGCUCUGGAUCAGGGCUACCCCUGCUGGUUCAGAGGACCAUAGCCAGAACCAUCAUCCUCCAGGAGAGCAUCGGGAAGGGGCGCUUUGGGGAAGUGUGGCGUGGAAAAUGGCGCGGUGAGGAGGUUGCAGUGAAGAUUUUCUCCUCCAGAGAAGAGCGGUCCUGGUUUCGUGAGGCCGAGAUCUACCAGACGGUGAUGCUGAGGCAUGAGAACAUCCUGGGCUUCAUUGCUGCUGACAACAAAGAUAAUGGGACCUGGACUCAGCUGUGGCUGGUGUCUGACUACCACGAACACGGCUCCCUGUUCGACUACCUGAACCGCUACACCGUCACCGUGGAGGGGAUGAUCAAGCUGUCCCUGUCCACCGCCAGCGGCCUGGCCCACCUCCACAUGGAGAUCGUUGGAACACAAGGUAAACCAGCGAUUGCACACAGAGACCUGAAGUCAAAGAACAUCCUGGUGAAGAAGAACGGGACCUGCUGCAUUGCAGACCUGGGCCUUGCGGUGCGACACGACUCCGCCACCGACACCAUCGACAUCGCUCCCAACCACAGAGUGGGAACCAAACGGUACAUGGCCCCAGAGGUCCUAGACGACUCUAUCAACAUGAAGCACUUUGAGUCGUUCAAGCGAGCUGACAUUUACGCCAUGGGCCUGGUGUUCUGGGAGAUCGCCAGCCGCUGCUCUGUGGGAGGCAUUCACGAGGACUACCAGCUGCCCUACUACGACCUGGUCCAGUCAGAUCCUUCAGUAGAGGAGAUGAGGAAGGUGGUGUGUGAGCAGAAGCUUCGGCCGAACAUUCCCAACCGCUGGCAGAGCUGCGAGGCGCUGCGGGUGAUGGCAAAGAUCAUGAGGGAGUGUUGGUACGCCAACGGUGCUGCUCGCCUCACGGCUCUACGAAUCAAGAAGACUUUGUCUCAGCUCAGCCAGCAGGAGGGAAUCAAGCUGUAGAUCCAACUGCUACCACACACACACACACACACCCCUCUGACUCUUAUCAAUAGCAUUACAAACUGACUCCUCUGAUCCUCCUCUGUGGUUUCAAGAGGAGCUGAGAUGUUUCAUGUUGCAUUUCAUUAUCUCACUGAUCGACAGAAGAAUCUGGUUGUGUGUGUGUUUGGCUUCACACACACACACACACACGCACACACACACACACACACACGCACACACACACACACACACACACACACUAAUAUGAAGAUGAAGAAUGCUUGUGCCUGAAGUGGAUGAUGGAGGUGCCUGGGAUGCAGCUUCAUUUUCAUCUUCUCCCUCUCUUCUGUAAACGUGUCUUGUUCUUCAGCUCAGAUGUUAGAUGUUCCUCGGUGCGGCUGCAGACCCAGGCUGACGGCGUGAUUGUUACAGAGCGAAGUUCUCUAGAUGUUAGAAGGACACCGUCUCUCAGCUGCCAUUGAUCGUCACCUAAAACUAACGUAGAAGGCGUUUGUGCUCAUCAGCAGCAUCCUGAGACAUCUCCAUCCUUCUAACAGCGGGUGUGAUGCCUCCCCACACCGCCCUACCGCAGGUCCCACCUCAGACCCAGAUGCUGCACUUGUGUUAACAGGUCAGUUAGCACGCAAACGUGUGGUCGUCAUGCCAACACGCUUGGUCUGAUGUGGAUCUGUGUGCAGCCGGUGUUUACAUGCACUUAGGCUAGGUUCUCACUGCAGGUGUUGAUGGUCCCUUCUCAUUGUGGCUCUCCACAUUAUAACUGAGACGCAACACUAAACAUUCUCCAGUGGGGACGUCUCGCGGCACCAAAGCGAGACAGGAAGUCGCACAGUGGAGUCGGAACCAGGAGAGGCGGGGUUGUGAUGUGAAAGCUCUCACUGGGCAUCACACCUGUCAAGUGUCCCGAUCUGGGCUGGAAACCGUCUUAAAAUCUAUGAACUAUUUAUUCCCGCCAUCUUCCUGAAAACGUUCUGCUCUCACAGAGACGCCUCCCACCCCCACUCACGGAGACUGAGACCGGAGAGACGCAGGACGUCCACGGCAUCACGCGACUCUCUCCUGCGCUGACUCGGUGACAUAGGAGGACCGUUCAGAGUCGCAGUCGCUUUCACAAGUAUCAGAUUCAGUACUGCAUGUGAAAGUGACCUGGAUCAGAUUUGAAAAACUCUGAUCUGUGCUGUUCAGACUGUCGUAAAAAAUCGGAUAUGGGUGGCACGUGGGAUCUGAUGCACUUUAGCCUGCAGUGUGAACGUUGCCCUGGAGAAAGCCAAACCGUUGCCGUCGUCUGGCUAAAGUCGCACUUUUGAAAUGCAUGAAGACACCUUAGUCCAGCUGAAGUAGAGCUUAACGGGACUUUAAUGGAGCUAAGGUAUCCAGAUUUAUGUGGCUGCAUCCCAGCUAGGUCCAGCUGUGACUGACCUGGACACGCCCCCUCCUGAUGAGACCUCUGAUGAUGUCAUUGCUCCAAGACUCUGUAUGAAUCUGAUGUUUACUACCAUGAAGUGGUACAUGUACCAAGCAACGUGUGCUGGUGCGUUGUUCUUACCUUUGGCCAUCGUGCACAUCCUGCUUUAGCUUUAGCAUUUGUUUACCGAUCGGCUAACUGGAAUAUGGCGCGUGUCGCCACUUGACUUCAUGGAGUAACCCGAUAAAGGCUCCCAUUGAAGGUACUGGCGUGGUCGUGUCCGUAGCUCGACAUAUGCACACCAACCGGUGGUUCUGGUUCGUGUGUCGGACCUCCAGACCUCAGUGCUUUAGGACGGGUUCUGUCAGUGCGUCGGAUGGGUUAGAGGAGCCGACUGAACGGGUCUGCAGCCCCGCUGGAGCGUUGGGGCCCGGGUUCUGGUCCUCCAUGUGGCGUCGUGAGCUGAACCUUUCUCCUGGUGCUGUCAGGAACCACAGGUCAUCUUGAACUCAUUGUGUUGUUGGAUUUUUUGUUCUGGUGGCAGGGUACUUUAUUGCUAAACUGAACUGGACUCUGUGACCUCAUUCAUUCUUGGCGAACAUGCUGCAACAUAUGCAAUAUACAGUCGAUAAAUGUGUCUAUUUUCUCUACUCUCCUCUGCUAAACUACAAACAGCAAGACCAACAACAAUCAGCUGCCACCAUGCCUUCCAAACCAGCUGUUACCAGAAAGUGCCAGUGCUUUAAAACCCAACUCCUCUCACGUCGGUCGGUCGGCUGCUGUGGUGCGCUGUGCCGGGCCUCUACAGUGUGUGUGUGUGUGUGUGUGUGUGUGUGUGUGUGUGUCUGUGUGUGUCUGUGUGUCUGUGUGUGUCUGUGUGUCUGUGUGUCUGUGUGUCUGUGUGUGUCUGUGUGUGUCUGUGUGUCUGUGUGUCUGUGUGUCUGUGUGUGUCUGUGUGUCUGUGUGUGCGCGCGCGCGCCAGGAAAGGCCUGCAGGAACCCAGGAUACAGCAAGCUUGUACUAUGCACUCCCAGAACAUAGGGACGGGUAGCAAAGGGAACACACACACACACGCACGCACACACACACACACACACACACACACACACACACACACACACACACACACACACACACACACGCACGCACGCAUACACACACACACACACACCAAACUACGACCGCAGACUCUCUGGUGCCAUGCCGUUAGACUUCACCUUCCUCCUGAACAUCCAGCUCCUCUGCAGCUGGAACGACGCUGCCCCCUGGUGGCUCCUACACAGACCUGCAAGCAUUACUGAUGUUUCCUGUAAAUGUCGAUUCUGUUAUUCGUGUGGCGCUGCGACAGCAGCACACGCCAACCUGCAAGACUUCUUGUUAGAUAAUCAACACAAAGCAGUGUGCUACUUUGAUUUAAAUAUAGCAAAUGAAUAUUUACUAAGCCAUAGGUUCACCAGGGGUGUGUUCUUGUUGUCUUUUUCGUUGCACAGCCUUUUUCUACCAGAAUGUACAUUUUAAGACAAAAACAAGAAGUUCUUGUCACUUCAGCUUAGCAAGCCUUAAGGGACCAACACGUAAGAGUCAGCAUACGCUCUUAUCUGUUUUGUUAUUGUUUUUAUUGAGAAGAUAUAUAAAUAUGUAUAUACGAUGAUGGUUGAUUACUAUGAUAAAGUAGUUUGAUUUUAUGUUAAAGACAGAAGAGAUGUAUGUAGCACCUGAUGUAGAGGUUUUCUCAGUCCUGUGAUGGCCAACGCUGCCAUACAUCUGAACGAGUCGGAACUGGUUCUGAGUCUGAACAAAUACUGUCGUCACAUCAGCCAAUCGUCUUCUGAGUUCAGCUGUAUGGCGGGUUGGAUGUCAACGAUUCUGUCCUUCGUCUUCAUUCUUCUUCUGGGUUCAUGGUGUGUUGACGCGCUGCUACGUAACGGUCCGCCGGGCCUUCUGUGCCUGGUUUGGGUCAGUCUGAUUGUGACGUGCCAUGCUGCUUGGAUGCAGAUCUGAGCCAUCAGCUCAGCUGCUGUCAUCAGGUCUAAACACCGCUCCUGGUGACUGAGCUGCAGCUUCUGUGGGCCUGAUGGAAACCAGAACCGGUCUCAGACUAGUUUCUUCCUCCGUUCAGGUCACUAACUUGUGUAGAGAUCAGAAGAAUCGAGACGUGAAGGUAACGAUCUGGUUUGGCUUCAUUUAAGUCCUUUUGUAAGCUACCAACCGCUUCUUCAACACUCGUCGCUCCAUGUGGGCAGUUGGGUUUGGAUCAGUAGAACCAGGGCUGGGCCUGUCGGACCUGUAAGUGGAGGCUCCAUGAUUGUUGCUUUGGACGCAGAUGUUUGUCCACCCCUCUCAUCUCUGCUGCCCUGAGGUUUCCUACGAAGAAAGGUUCUUUAUGUAGAAGUGGUCGGGUGGAAGAGUUGACGUGUUGAGUUUUGUAAAUAUCUUCUGUAGUACUUCUGGGACACCUCGAACAUCACAAGCUUCAUUCUGUCUUAAGUCACCAGCAGCCUUCUAACCUUUCUGUUCACAACACGUAGACAGCUCUUUAUCAUUACUGCCUUGUUUCUGUCAUUCCACCUUCAGCUGGGGGUGUCGGCCCUCACUGCAGCCCAGAUGGUUCAGCUCUCAGGUCCAGAAUCUUCACACAGAGGGGCGACGAUGUUCAGACGGACCUGAGGACAGUCCUCUGAAGACAUAUCUGGUUCUUUAAACAGGUGUUGCUGCUGAAGAACCUUGUUCUUGACCUUCAGUGAAGGCCAUAGUUGAGAUAUGGAGAUGUAGCAUCAUCAACACAACUGAGGAACAUGGUGUCAGGUGGAUUAUACAUUUAACAUCAAAGCCUCUCUUUUAAGGAUCUGGUUAAACCUGCUGACUCGCCUUUACUAGCAGGUUGGGUGGAGUUGGUAACGUCUGAUUUAACAGCUCAGAUCUGAGACCAGCUGAGGGAUGUAGCCUGCUGAGGCUUCUCCCUGAGAGUCUGAGGCGUGUUGGGGGCGGGGCUGCAGUGCGGCUUUGUGACGACAAACGUAGCAGAAGCUUUAUCACAUAUCUUUUUUUGGUGCCUAAGUUGGAUCCGACAUGUUGGCCGUCUCCUCGUCAGAGGGCAGGACUGCGUGUGAUUGUGUGUCUACUUUAUCGAUGUCAUCCAAAAGCUGAGGAGCAUCUUCAGAAGUAUACGGUAACUAACAUGGAAAGGUCACUUAAUCAAAAAGAAAAUACCUCCGAUUAAAGACCAAUGUGUUUUACCUCACUGUAUAUAUUCUUGAUUUGUUUACUCCAGGUCUGCUCUCUCUGGUUUCUAUGAACUGCUUAUAAAGUCUCUUUUUACUGGUACUUUUGUCCGAUGCCAUUGUAUUGUGUCUGUAUUGUGCCUGAGCAGUAUGAUUCCUCUUUUCCCAUGCUCUGUAAAUGACCUGUUGUGUUCUGCGUGAGCUGUACAGUCGAAGCGCUUCGCGGCCCGUUCCGAGUUCUGGGUUCAGUGUCUUCUUUUGUUUAUCUGAAAAAACAAAGGCAGGAGGCUGAGACGGGGGAUGGACUGGGACACAGAAACCCCUCACCAACACUUGGCCUCCUCAGAUGACAGCCCGCGUGGAUUUCUAAAUGUAUUAUUGACCUUUUUUAUAUAGUGUGUACAGAUGACGGAUCAGCAUAGGAACUAGAGGACUGAUACUUAUGUUAACUUCUAACAUAGCUCUAGUAGAAAAUGGUGUGAAUAAAGAAGGUUUCACAGAC
Molecule: messenger RNA, 6600 nt
Organism: Nothobranchius furzeri (turquoise killifish)
Lineage: Eukaryota; Metazoa; Chordata; Actinopteri; Cyprinodontiformes; Nothobranchiidae
Source: RefSeq, a predicted model, not a curated record